Pocillopora meandrina is the source of this 456-nucleotide messenger RNA. Lineage: Eukaryota; Metazoa; Cnidaria; Anthozoa; Scleractinia; Pocilloporidae. The record is from the annotation of a GenBank genome assembly.
AUGCAGUUACCAAAAAUCGGGGCCAGUGACCAUUAUCUAGUCACUCCCGUCAUACCAUCUUCUCAUCUGUCAAAGUUAACUAUGUUGUGUCCCGACACUAGACCUAGUUGUAUUAGGGAUUUUGGUGGUUGGAUUACGUCAUUUGUUUGGGACGAUCUUUACGCAUUGGACUCAUGUGAGGAGAAGCUUAAGUAUUUCUACCAAAGUCUCCACGAGGCGGUCGAACGCUUCCUACCGGUUCAACUCCACUGUGUUCAUAGCUCAGAUAAGCCAUGGAUGACUGGUCAAAUUAAGGCGUUAAUAUCUAAGAGGCAGAGAUGUUUGGCCAAGCACAGAAAAGACUCUCCUCUGUUCAAAUUGUUACAUAACAAGGUCCAAAGAUUGGUCAAGUACGCCAAGAGGGUUUUUUACAAUGGAAAAGUUCAGCACCUGAGAGAGUUUAAUGCUAGUAAGUGA